Messenger RNA from Zonotrichia albicollis (white-throated sparrow), 2291 nucleotides. RefSeq names its product sosondowah ankyrin repeat domain family member A (gene SOWAHA). Gene Ontology annotation, molecular function: protein binding. The record is from RefSeq and is a predicted model, not a curated record. NCBI's taxonomy places the organism in Eukaryota, Metazoa, Chordata, Aves, Passeriformes, Passerellidae.
AUGCCCUCGUGCCCGCACCGACUCUCGGGCUCCGCUCCGCCCGGCCGUGCCCCCGCGCGGCGCCGCCGCUCCCACCGCCCGCCCGGGCCGGGCUCUCCCGGCAGCGCCGCCCCGCGGGCGGGGCGGGCCGGGCCCGGGGCGCUGCGCUCGGUGUGCGGGGCGGGGCGGGAGCCGCAGCACCUCCGUGGGAGCGGCCGCGGGACGCGCUGCCCGCAGCAGGUGCCGCUCGCCCGCCAGUCCGGCCACCCCCGCGGGCUCCCGGCAUCCGAACCGCGCGGAGGCGGCAGGAGCGGAGGCGGCUCCGCCACCACCACCUGUGGCGGCGGGAUGGCGGAGCUCGACAUCAGCGAGGAGGCAGUGAUGGGCUUCCUGAGGGAGCGCGGCGGGCGGGUGCGCAACACCGAGCUGGUGAGCGCCUUCCGGCCGCUGCUGGAGGCCGCCGGGGCCGGGGAGGCGGAGGGGCGGGCGGCGCGGCGGGAGCGGUUCAAGGCGGCGGUGAACGCCGUGGCCACCGUGAAGGAGACCGACGGCGUCAAGUUCGUGGUGCUGAAGCGGCAGUUCCGCGCUGCCCCGCCGGCGGGGGGCGAUGGCGGCGCCCCUGUCCCCGUUGCCAUCCCCGAGCCGGUUCCCGUCCCCGAGCCGGUUCCCGUCCCCGAGCCGGUUCCCGUCCCCGAGCCGGACCCCGCCGAGACGCCCCCCGAGGAGCCGCCGGGGCCGCGGGCCGUGGCCGAGCUGCGGGGCCUGUUCCAGGGCGGCGGCGGCGGGGUGCCCCUGCCCGGGGGCGCGGCGGGGGCCCGGCGGGAGCCCCCGCCCAAGCCCUGCAUGCUGCCCGUGCGCUGCGUGCCGACCCCCGCCGCCCCGGGGCCGCCCGAGUCGGCCGCCAGCCCGCUGUCCCCGCCGCCGCUGGACGAGGAGGCCGGGUCCCGCUCGCCGGGGCUGCGGAGGGGGCCCAAGAACCACCGGGCCAGCGAAGACACCGUGGUGCCCCUGGAGCAGGCGGAGCACCAGUGGCUGGUGCUGGCGGCCGACGGGCAGUGGACGCAGCAGCUCCACGGGCUGCUGCUGGGCGACGCCAGCCUGGCGGCUCGCAAGGACUUCAUCUCCGGCUUCACCGCCCUGCACUGGGCCGCCAAGAACGGCAACUGCGACAUGGUGACCAACAUCAUCCGAGCGGCCGAGAAGGGCGGCGCCCGCGUCAAUGUGGAUGCCAGGUCGCAUGGUGGGUACACGGCGCUGCACCUGGCUGCCAUUCACGGCCAGGAGAAGAUCAUCAACAUGCUCGUCUACAGCUACCAUGCCAAGAUUGACCUGAGGGACUACAGUGGGAAGAAGCCACACCAGUACCUAAAGGAAGGGACAUCCCUUACAAUUAGGCGUUUGCUGGGGGACCCCAGCCUUUCCCAAAACAUGGAACACUCCGUGCCCAUCAAGAAAUCUACAAAGCUUGCGGCUUCAAUCUUGAGCUCCACGAGCACUUUCCUGGGAGUCAUAUCCGAUGACAUGGCUUUCUAUGAUCUCACCAAAGGUUUAAGGAGGCCCUCAACUUUAAACAAGCUUCUGACUGCCACUACGGGCCCGAGGAGGAAGCCAAAGAUCAGAGGGGGCUUCCCUUCGUAUUCCUCACUCUCUGAGGUAGCAGAGGAGGAGGAAGAGGUUGUCGUGAAGCGCAGACCCGUUUCUGAGCUGUUCUUUGGCCACUAGCCUCUGCCUUACUGUGAUCAAAAUGGUUUAACAGCACGGCUGCUGUCUCAGCUUUCUCUUGCAGAAGCAGUUUGGAUUUUUUUUGUCUCUGUGUCUGUCUUUUUGGAUUUUUAACUGAAUCAGUGAUAGGGUCCCCAUCAAAAGGCCACAGCAUGAAACCCAGCCCCAGGUGCCUGUGGAAAGGGAGCUGCCAGAAAGUGCUAUCCAUGCUGUAUGUACCAUCGGGCUGAUCUCUUGGUGGAGACCACAAACUUUAUACUUAAUGGUUGAAAAACUGAAACAGCUUGUGUGUGUGUGGACAGGUCAGAAUGCCUGAGGUACAGCCUUCUUGAUCUGUGUUCUUCAGCUGGAGAGCAGAAGCAAGAUGAAGGAUUGCAUAUUUUACACUGUGAACAGCAAGCUGGUAGCUGGCUACUUUAACAAGGCUUGUUAUCUAAUGGGAUUAAAUUAUCAGAGGAAAGAUGCAUAGUUUUCUAUGAUGUUUCUGAUUAUUUUGGUAGUAGAAGAAGGAUAUUUCUAUUUACAAAAAUUGUAUACUUUUUCAAAACAAAGUUUCUCACUUUGAGAGCUUCUCACUCAGUAUUUCACAU